GACAAAAUGGAAAACGUGGGAACUUGAACCAAAUUAGCAACUAGUGAUUUGGCUGUGGAAUUUCUCAUCAAAGCUCACAUCUAUAUAACCUUGUCCUACUUAGCUUUCUUUGGCUUAGGAAACUCAAGUGUUUGAUAUUAUUAUUAAUAAUUCUUAAUUAUAUAUCAAACACUUAGUUUCUGUAAGUCCACCUGCAAAACAAAUCUUACUGCAUCUUCUGAUCUGAUCUCUGCUGCUUCAGGAAUCUCCUUUAAUUACUCACUCCUUUGUCUUCAUGAAGCUUUUCAGCUGGGUGCAUGACAAGCUCAAUGGGAGACAAAGCAACAAUAGUAAUACAAACAUUCAUGCAUCUAAUAAAAAUCAAACUCAACAUUUAGCAGCUCAAAAGGAGGAGUUCAGUGACUGGCCUCAAGGAUUUCUCUCAAUAGGAACUCUUUUUACAAAAUCAUUGAAAGAGGAUAAUACUACUACUACCAAUCAACAAAAUUCUCCUAAUCCCAUACUAGACAUCACAUUGGAAGAGGUUAAUGAGCUUCAAAAGGAGUUGAAUGCUUUAAUCUCUUCAAAUGAUCUUAUUGAUUGCUUCUCUGAGAAAGAGAAAAACCAUGAAAGCUUAUCGUCAUCGUCGAAUAAGGAAGAAGAAGACGAAGAAGAAGAAGAAGAAAGUGAUGAUCAACAUUUUACGUCGACGGUUUUAAACCAUAAUAACAAAGGCAAAGAUGUUUACUUGGACAGCAAUGGUAACAAUGCAAUUAGUAAAAAGUCAUUGUCUUUCCUUCUAAAGAAGAUGUUCGUUUGCGGAGUUGGUGGGUUGGGUCCAACACCUAGUCUAAGAGAUCCAGUUCUUUCGGCCCCUAAGACGACAAGAUUCAGUAAGAUCUUGAGAGCAAUGCUUCGCAAGAAGAUAUAUCCUCAAAAUCCUGGCCCAAAUAUGUCAAGAAAGAGAUACUUGGGAAGUGGACAGAUAGGAAGCAGCAACUAUGAUGAUGAAGAUGACAUGGACACUGAAGCAAAUAACCAUAUCAAAUGGGACAAGAGUGAUACAGAAUAUAUUGUUCUAGAGAUUUAAACUAUGCAAAUUAUGGGUGGCUGCUCUGAUCGUGCAUGACAUAUACCAAAAUCCUUGUACUAAAGGGAAGUGCAAGGUUUUUGGUUUACAUCAUUCAUAUGCAGAGAUGAAAUUUGGUCUUGUCAUCUCGGAUUUCAAGCAUCAUUUUGACCAUGGGGGGUGAUAAAGGCCAAAGGCUUUCUCUAUUUUUCUUUUCUUUCUUUUUGGAGAAGGGGGUGUUUGGGGGAUUUAUUAAGAUAUAGUGAUGAGAUGUAAAUGAACUCUUCUUUAAUUUCUUAUUAAAGAUUGCAUGGGAAGUAUUGCAAAUAUUGUAAACCAUUGUAUUUCUCCCUUAAACCUCUCAGCAUAAAAACAAGGUAAUAAUUUUUUAUCUGUA
Molecule: messenger RNA, 1445 nt
Organism: Beta vulgaris subsp. vulgaris (sugar beet)
Lineage: Eukaryota; Viridiplantae; Streptophyta; Magnoliopsida; Caryophyllales; Amaranthaceae
Exons: 5
Coding region: 275-1069 (264 amino acids)
Biological process (GO): regulation of growth; gravitropism
Source: RefSeq, a predicted model, not a curated record